AAAACACAAAUACUUAGUCUUUAUUUAGUAGCUGAUCAUUUUUCUAACACCAAAUUCGGAAAUAAAAACCCCCGAAUACAUUCGAAAUUAUUGUGUUCUUACCGCGGUUUACCGCACCAGCUCAAUAGCGCUGUACCCCAGAAACACACCAAGAAAUCGGCAUUGAAGCUAAACGGUUAUAAGCCAAUUUGAAUUAUAAGAACUAUUGGUACCAUUCGUCUAGACCGUGGGCUGUAAAUGGCUGGCGCAUGUGCUUGCUAAAAUUCCAACUAAUAAAAUGGAGAAGAAAGAAGUUCAACAUCAUCGCAGUCAACAGGCGAUGACAAAAUCUCUAUACGCCAUUGGGAUAGGUCUUCUGGGAAAGUCGGCGACCAACAUGGGUUGUGUUAAUACGAAUUUAGAAUCGGCAGGGAAGAGCUCCCCAACGAAUUAUAACCGAAAUCGGUUCUACAACGAAAGGUUCGUUCCGAUGGCCUCCGGAACUGUGCCUCCCGUUUCGGGCACUAACCAUCAUUCUAAGCAUCAACAGCUCCUCCUCCAACAAGCUCCCAAGUGCACUGCCGAUCUCAACGAUAAACUAGUAAAAAUCAAUCGGCAAAACGCCAACAAGGAGCUAUCCACCAUGCAGGCAAAGGAUGUGCAAUCCGUUGAUAAGAACGAAGAGGCCCUACAAGAAUUGCAGGAGAGCAUUCCGGAAAUCAGCAAAAUCUUCGAUGUGCACUGUCGCAUCGGCAGUGGAACCUUCAGUACAGUUCUCUUGGGAACACUGCAGCGGGAAAGAGGUCUCGUGGAAACCCAAAGGAGGAGAUUCGCCAUCAAACAUCAUAAUCCCACAAAUCAUCCGGAGAGGAUUCUUAGAGAGUUGGAGUGCAUGUAUCGCAUUGGUGGAGUGGAAAAUGUAAUCGGAAUUAAUUGCUGCAUUAGAUAUAACGACAACGUGGCCUUUGUCAUGCCCUAUAUGACCCACGAUCGCUUUCACGACAUUUACAGAAGCCUGAAUUUCCCAGAGAUACGCGACUAUCUGAGGAACUUGCUCAUUGCGCUGCGACACGUUCACAAGUUCAAUGUGAUUCAUCGGGACGUCAAGCCAAGUAACAUUCUAUAUAACCGCAGGACCGGAAAGUUUUUACUCUGCGAUUUCGGAUUGGCUCAAAGGAUAGCCGAUGAUGGUAGUGUAGUGCAGUCGAGUGAUCGCAGCUCCCGGGAAGUAUUGUCCUUUCUAAGGGACCUGGAGAAUGGUAGAGGUGUGAUGUUGACGGAUGGCAAUUCAGCACAAGCCGAGGCUGAGGAUUAUAUGGCCCGUCGAAGGAUGCGGGCUCUAGGUGGCGGUGGGAGCGUGGAACGUGCUGUGACUGGACCUCCGAGUACACAGAAACUACGCGAGCAAGCGGGCGGACAUUUGACCAAAAAGGAUGUGGCCAACCAGAGAGCUGACACCAUGAGGCUGCUGAACCGCCUGCGACUCUUGAGCCCGAAUGCGGAUCCCAACAACUACGUGGUCUGCACGAACACCUCGAUGAAGGAGAUGCACGCUUCAAGGGCUGGAACCCCGGGAUACAGACCCCCGGAGGUUUUGCUCCGAUAUCCCAAACAAUCCACUGCGGUGGACGUGUGGGCGGCUGGCGUUAUAAUGCUCUCUUUGCUCUCUGGUCUUCAUCCAUUUUUCAAGGCCCCCCACGACUGCGGCGCCCUUGCUGAAAUAAUCAACCUAUUUGGCGAUAUGCCAGUGCGGAAGACUGCCUUUCUGCUGGAUAGGCUGAUUUUGCUGGCGGAGAAGGUGAACACCUUGGAUUUACGGAGGGUGUGCAUGCGGUUUCGCCAUGCGGACUUCUUCCUGGCCCCCGAAAUACAUCGUAAAUAUCGCAGGCCCGAUGGUACCACCGAAAUGUGCCGCAGCUGUGAGCAGCCCACGUUUAAUUGCCUUUGCAGCAACAGCGGGCAUAAUUUGGAAAGGUACGAUGGGCUAGAUAUAUUUCCCGCCGUGGCCUACGACUUGUUGUCCCGCCUGCUGGAAGUUAAUCCCCAAAAGCGUAUCACCGCCGAGGAGGCCCUGAAGCAUCCGUUCUUCAGCGAUCAGCAUCGCAUUGCGACGGGAAUACCGCUGCACCAGCAGCAGCAUAUAAUGCAGCAUCAGCAGCAUAUUAUGCAGCAUCAGCAGCACCUGAGAUCCAGGGAGACACUUCCUUCGUCGGCGGCACGAACUCUAAAAGCAUUCGUUUGCUAUCCCAUGGAAAUGACUUCUACUGCGCCACAAGCAGCGGGUAACAUCUGACUCUGAUCUCCGAUUUUCUGUGUGUGUAUCCUGCCUUCUUUAUAACCAGAUUAAGAGGAAAAAUGCAUUCACCAUGGCCACUUGUGGGCAUCUUAAAUUGUAUUGUGCACAAACCAAAAAAAGAAAAAUUUAUAUAUAGAAGCUGCGAAAUGUUCCCGAAAUUAAAAUCAAAAAUAAAUGGUA
Messenger RNA from Drosophila mauritiana, 2455 nucleotides. RefSeq names its product cell division cycle 7-related protein kinase. Gene Ontology annotation, molecular function: protein serine/threonine kinase activity; ATP binding. Gene Ontology annotation, cellular component: nucleus. The coding region runs from base 278 to 2272 and encodes 664 amino acids. NCBI's taxonomy places the organism in Eukaryota, Metazoa, Arthropoda, Insecta, Diptera, Drosophilidae. The transcript has a single exon. The record is from RefSeq and is a predicted model, not a curated record. Gene Ontology annotation, biological process: mitotic DNA damage checkpoint signaling; protein phosphorylation.